Pipistrellus nathusii (Nathusius's pipistrelle) is the source of this 1905-nucleotide messenger RNA. NCBI's taxonomy places the organism in Eukaryota, Metazoa, Chordata, Mammalia, Chiroptera, Vespertilionidae. The record is from the annotation of a GenBank genome assembly.
AUGGCUUCAAGAAGAAAAAACUACCAUCCCAUGCGUGAAAUCUUUGGUGAUUUCAAUGAUAUUUCCUUAGAAGAUUCAAAGAUGGAAAAAAUGAAAAACUUGAAAAUCAGUAGGAAUCUCACCAAAAUAGCUCCCGGUAAUAGCAGAUUUCUAAAAAGAAGCCAAUCUGUGGGUGGAAAGCACUUCUUCCCGAAGGAGGAUGCUGGCCCGGGGAGCGGGCCCUGGCUGGCCUCAGGGAGACCCCCGGCCACGGCCUCCAAGCUCAGGACCAGCGCCGCGCUGCGGAAGCUGGCCCAGAUCGAGUCCAAGAUCAUGAACCGGAAGGUACAGCUGGACUUGUCUGACGAGGAAUCCAACUCGAAGACCUCCAUGGACAGUCUUCCCUGGAGAGCAGACAGAAUUCGUCCCGGGAGUCCAGCUGAGCUUUCUUCACCGAAUACAGACCACAGCUCGCAGAAGCAGGCCCGGGAGACUGCUCCGGCCGGGAGCAGCACGCCGGGGGGCCAGGGCAGUAGGUUUCUGAAGAAGAGAGAGCCACCUGCUGAAAAGCUUCCUCCUGAAGCCCAUGUUGGGAGAGAGAGGGACCGUUCGGUGCCCAAGGAGAAAGCACCCGUCAGAAAGCUGGAUUCGCCAGACAGCGAUGAGGAGGAGAUGAGGGAGUUGCUGGGAAGCUUGAUGGAAUCUUCCCGAGAAAAAGAACCGCGCACGAACCAGGGCUCCACCGGCACCAGAGUCGUUGGGAAAAAACAGGCAGAACUGUUCUCGGAUCAGAUCCCAACUCAGCCAGAACUGCUUUCACUACCCAGUGAGGAGCCUUCCAGCGCAAAGCCACCUGGGACGUCACAUCCACCCACUUUCCCAUCAGCACACGGGACUCUUCGCAGACCCCCCUCCCUGCAGACUCACCUUCCUGCGGACACAGCCCCCAGCACGGAGCCAUCGCUUUCUGUCACCAGCACCGGGUCCGAGCCAGGGCCCCCCAGGAAGGCCCGGGGCAGGCUCUCAUCCUCCCCCGUGAGGAGUGAGGCCGGGCCUAGGGAGGAGUCGCUCUCCGAAGCCUCUGACGACAGCCUAAAUGAUUUUAGAAUAAAUAUUUUAUCCCUUGAUGAUCUGGCUCCAGCUGUCAGCACGCAAUCGGACUUGGAACAGAAAAAAGGAGGUCUGAGGGAAAAGGCACCCAGCAAAAGCCCCGGGACCAGGGGCCCCCCGACGGGCAGCGAGGUCUCCGAGCACCUGAGCGAGCCCUCGGCCUCCUCUGCUGCGCCCCAGCGUGCUGCUGGCCUGAGCCCCGCGCCUGGGGAGCCUCCAGCCGGCACGGUGAGCCUGGCUUAUUCGGAAGAUUUUGAGGAUUCCCCAAGCCUGACAGCAUCAGAGCCAACAACCCACUCUGAGGAGUCUCUGGACAGGACGCUGGCCUCUUGGUCUGAACUCUCUGCGAGCCUGCAGACAGACCAGCCCCCACCCACAGGCGCCUCUCGGAGAAAGUGGGCCCCGGAAGUGAUGAGAGUCACAGUGAAGGAGCAGGCUGUGCAGACCCUCGACCCCGCCUUCACCUACCAGUGGACAAAGGAGGCCAGUAUGGCGACCAUCGGGCCAGCCCUGGGAAGUGCCUAUGUGGAUCCUACACCCAUCGCCAGUCAUGUCGUCAGCGCAGAUGCAAUAGAAGCCCUGACAGCUUACAGCCCGGCCGUGUUCGCACUCAAUGACCUGCUCAAGCAGCAGCUGAGCCUGACGCAGCAGUUCAUGGAGGCCAGUCGGCACCUGCAUGGGUCCCUCCUGCAGUCCCUGGACCGAGACGCGUUCCACUACCACACCCUGGAGGAAACCAAAGAGUACAUCAGGCACCACAGACCCGCCCCACUGACCAUGGAGGACGCUCUGAAGGAGGUGAGAGAGGAGCUGUGA